This is a messenger RNA of Alternaria triticimaculans, 1143 nucleotides long. RefSeq lists its product as uncharacterized. The record is from RefSeq and is a predicted model, not a curated record. The coding region runs from base 1 to 1143 and encodes 380 amino acids. Lineage: Eukaryota; Fungi; Ascomycota; Dothideomycetes; Pleosporales; Pleosporaceae. The transcript has a single exon.
AUGAGGCACGUCAGGCAAACCCGAUGGAGCCUGGAACCCUACGUCGGUAGCUUCAUCAACAAGGAUAAAAGCAUCGUGGCAGUCAUCAGCCUGGCGUGUGGAAAGCUUACUGUCACAAUCUGGGGCAGUGCAGAGAUGCCACUGUCCCUGAUCCCGCACAACUUUGCUUCAUCACUAUUCCCAAAGAACAUGUUUCCGACUGGGACUUGUUUCCCCAAGGCAGACAUCGACGGAAAGGCAGCACCUGUAUCUUCCAUGGACUUUACGCAAAAGGACGGGGUCAUUCAAGGAUUCAAAUGGUCGUCCAAGCGCGGUCGUAAUCUCGUCUUCGAACGCUCAGAAGUCAGCACUCUCGUCAAACUCGCCGAACCAGACAGCCCACUCCUUCGGCUUCCUGGUGAGCUACGCAACAAGAUAUACAAUUAUCUCUACGAGGACAAAGAGAUAAAACUUAUUCACUACGGCGACAAGACGCGCUUCGCGACCUCCGGUGAGAAGGAGAAGGGCAAAGCCCAUGAGUACAAGAACGCCGUUCGCCUGGACGCCAUCAAGGAUACAUGCAAGCAAUUGUAUCAAGAGACCAAGGGCAUCUAUCUUCCCAAAGCCCACAUCACCACCAUUCGCAAGGUCUUUGCCAAGUUCAUCGAGCGAAAGGAUCCCAUCCUACAUGGCAGGACGCGAAAUGUCACUAUCAUCAAGGGUUUCGACGGCCUUUUGAGGCGGCGUAACGUCGCGCUUGUCUUGUUCCCCAUUAUUGACUUUUGCAAAGCCAAUCCGCAAGUAUCGGUGCGAAUCUGGCUUGACGACCUCGUCUAUGAUCCCCACGACCCCAUCGCAUUCAUACGUACUGGUAUGCUGCUUCGUAAAGCAUUUCGCGGCGAACGCAAGUUCUGCUUUAAGAAGGACAAAAAGGCUAUGGAGGAACUGCGUGGAGGUCGUAGGGUCGAAGAGCUGGAUAUGCCAAACAUGAGGCUCCUUUCAGCUUAUCACCAGAAGUUCGAGGGUCAUGAGGAAUUGCGACGACGUGUUGGUAUCCUUCUCAAUAGUGGGAACUCUGAUGCCAAGAAGGUCAUGAAGGCGUAUGGUGGAGAUAUGCACUGGAUGGUUGAUGAUGUUCUGCGUAUGUUCCAGCAGGGCAUGUAG